Messenger RNA from Dujonia railenensis, 1050 nucleotides. The record is from the annotation of a GenBank genome assembly. Lineage: Eukaryota; Fungi; Ascomycota; Pichiomycetes; Serinales; Debaryomycetaceae.
AUGUCAGAACCGAGACAAAUAUCUUUCAAUGUAUCUGAUCAUUAUCAGAUUCUUGAAAUAGUCGGCGAAGGUGCCUAUGGAGUAGUCUGCCUGGCAAUUCAUAAACCUUCUAACCAGAAGGUAGCGAUCAAAAAAAUUGAACCUUUCGAAAGGUCCAUGCUUUGCUUAAGAACUUUAAGAGAAUUGAAGUUGUUGAAGCAUUUCAAUCAUGAAAACAUCAUUUCUAUAUUGGCCAUACAAAGACCCCCUUCAUUUGAAAAUUUCACUGAAAUCUACUUGAUCCAAGAAUUGAUGGAAACUGAUUUACAUCGAGUCAUUAGAACUCAAAAGCUCUCUGAUGAUCACAUUCAAUAUUUCAUUUAUCAGACUUUGAGAGCGUUAAAGAACAUGCACCUGGCGAAUGUUUUGCAUAGAGACUUGAAGCCCCUGAAUUUAUUGUUAAACAGCAACUGUGAUUUGAAAGUUUGUGAUUUCGGAUUGGCAAGGUCGAUUGCUCUGUCUGAAGAUAAUUUUGGAUUUAUGACAGAAUACGUGGCAACAAGAUGGUAUAGAGCCCCAGAAAUCAUGUUAACUUUCCAAGAAUACACUACGGCGAUUGAUGUUUGGUCAGUUGGAUGUAUAUUAGCAGAAAUGCUAAGUGGUAAACCAUUGUUCCCAGGGAGAGAUUAUCAUAAUCAAUUAUGGCUCAUUAUUGAAGUAUUAGGAACACCAAACAUGGAAGACUAUUAUAACAUUAAACUGAAAAGAGCAAGAGAAUAUAUAAGGUCAUUACCUUUUAGAAAGAAGAUUACCUUUGACCAAUUAUUCCCCGAUUGCAACCCCUUAGCAAUUGAUUUGUUAGAAAAUUUAUUAACAUUUAACCCUGCAAAGAGAAUAUCCGUUGAAGAUGCUCUCAAUCAUCCAUACUUGAAAUUGUACCAUGACCCAGAAGAUGAACCUAUAGCUGAAAAAAUUCCAGAAGAUUUCUUCGACUUUGAUAAGAAAAAGGACUCUUUGCAAGUAGAUGAGUUGAAAGUUAUGCUAUACGAAGAAAUUAUGAAGCCAUUAUAA